AUGGGAUGGGAUGGAAGCAAUGAUUGGGGGAGGAGGAAGAGGGUUCAGAUUGCCCUCGACGAAAAUGACGACGACACGGCUUUGCUUGCGCUUGCUGCAAGGCCAGGCAAGGCGAGACGGCAAGGCAAGGUACGGUACCUUUACUCCGAGCUGUACCAUGGAAGGCAAAUGCGUACCCAGGGUAAUAAUAAGGAGCAGCAGGGCGGUUUGGAAAGGCGUCCAACAGGGCCAACACGCGUUCACAAUGGAAUCCACUCGAGAUGGGCUGGCGGCCCCCCCAAGCGCCCCCCUUCCCAAGUCCCACCCAGGGAUCAGCAAGUGCUGGCGAAGGAAGCCAUGCCAGCCAGGGACGCGUGUCGGGCAACGUGCCGGCGCGCGCGCCCAGGAGCCGUCCGCCGGUCUACUGGGCUCAAACGGAGGCGCCAUCGCUGCCACAAUCUGGAAACAAACGCCAAUGGGACAAGUCCGUGCUGUGCGUGA
This is a messenger RNA of Purpureocillium lilacinum, 480 nucleotides long. NCBI's taxonomy places the organism in Eukaryota, Fungi, Ascomycota, Sordariomycetes, Hypocreales, Ophiocordycipitaceae. The record is from RefSeq and is a predicted model, not a curated record.